Aspergillus ochraceoroseus IBT 24754 is the source of this 6212-nucleotide messenger RNA. RefSeq names its product 1-phosphatidylinositol 4-kinase STT4 (gene stt4). NCBI's taxonomy places the organism in Eukaryota, Fungi, Ascomycota, Eurotiomycetes, Eurotiales, Aspergillaceae. Gene Ontology annotation, biological process: phosphatidylinositol-mediated signaling; phosphatidylinositol phosphate biosynthetic process. The record is from RefSeq and is a predicted model, not a curated record. The coding region runs from base 91 to 5991 and encodes 1966 amino acids. Gene Ontology annotation, molecular function: 1-phosphatidylinositol 4-kinase activity. The transcript has 11 exons. Gene Ontology annotation, cellular component: plasma membrane; cytoplasm.
CAACAUUUAGGGGUCCAGGGAAUUCUAUCAAACAACAUACAAACGAGUCGCUAGCUUAAUAAACACCCCUACGAGGGACGUUUGGUUAUCAUGGAUGACUUCAAUCCAAAUAUUCGAACCUCCGCCCUGGAGAAACUGGCGACAUUAGCCGUCAGCACACCGGAGUACGACGAGGAGUCCGAUAUUGCUCAACUCACCCAGCAGUGCCAGCAUCUGACAAAGCAUUCAGAUGGGCUCCUUAAUGGUAUCUUAGAAAGCCAGUCCCCGGUGUCUCGGGUUCCUAUGGAUAUCCGAGAGCUAGGUGUCCUAGUCGCUUUGUGCAAGGCUGCUCCCUCGGUGACCAAGGCAGAGCAUGCCUCACGACUGGUUUCACAGCUGUCUCAAUAUCUUCCGGAGUCGCAUGGCCAGCUUUUUCGCCAUUCGCCGUUCCUACACGAGAUAAAGCCCUCCCCAUGGGAAAUCCUCUCAUAUAGCCUCACCCACGCUCUCCUCUACCUCGCAUCCGAGUAUCCAUCAUUACGCGAGGCCGCCGUCAGUGCUGUGGAUGAGUAUCUUUACAAUUGUGCGGAAGCCAUCAACGUUCUCGGGCCAGCUCAACGUGCCGACAGUGGGGAGAAUGUAUACAGUACGGCACGUGAAUCGGUCAACAUUUUGUCUAUUAGCGUCUCGAUUGUUGGCUUCUUGGAGGCGGCCGCCAAGUUCACUUCCUUUUGGACUGCCAAGGAAAAGCUGCGCAUGGUCGAGCAUAUGCGCUUAAUGUUCUCUGAGAGUUUCAUGGUCGCUAUCGAAACAGCUUCAUCAACGGUACGCAAUGCCAAUAUCCCAGACAGCAUGCUCCGAGAUUGGAGGAGAUAUGCUCGCCGUUAUACGACAGAUGGUCGUCCACUAGGGGCGAUGCUUCUACAGGAAGGGUACAUGCGAUUUAUCAAGUCAUGUGCCACGUCUCUUACUGGGGCGCAAAACAUGUCGGAUGAGAAGCUUCUAGAUGACUACAUGGACGGUAUAGGUAUUGCCAGGAGCCACGAUGAUGCUGAGGUCUCCUUGAUUAGCCGCUUAACGGGGAUUAUUACCGACGAGAUUCAGCUUCUAGAGGAUGGUUCGGAUUACUUGCAGGUUGGCUCACCGUGGCAACAGCGCCUCGCCUUUUCUGUCAAGGCUCUGGCUUUGGUAGGGUAUCUUAACUGUUUGAUUCUAAAUGAGGAUACGGCGAACAGUGAUGAUCUUCUUUCGUGGCUGGAGGACACGCUUAUAGAUCCGAGCCAGAUGGCAUGUGGCGAGCUUGCAACGAUCACUUUGAAAUGCGUCGCCAUAAUCUCCAGGAUGUCCGUCAAUAGUGCAUCCUCCGGAAGCCGCUCACUUAUGCGGUUUAUUGUGGAGGGCGGUAUACCUGCAGGGCAUACAGGCUUGGUUGCAGCACGAUGCCUUUCCCAAGUUCUUGGUGUUCUGUCUCAGGAUUCCGUAAUUACGACCCUGUAUUCCUUGGGAAAUGUCCUGAGCCCUGGCUCGGGUACCGAGAAACAAUAUCAAGGUCAGCCUGUUGGUGAGCCUACCGGGCUUGCCCCCAGCCCCUUCCAACAAGCGAAAAACGGCAGUAUAGCCUCCCUUUCUGCCAGCGACAUGGAAGAUAAUAUGCCAUACAGAAGCAUUAUUCACGCUAUUGUAACGAUUGCCGCCAGCUGUCAUGAUGAGAAGAUAAGUGCUUUGGCCCAAUCGAUGCUUAUACAAAAGAUAGGAAAAUUGAAUGCUCUGGUCGAUGCCUGCAUUAUCAAGGAAACGGCCGCACUUGGCCCCACCACUGGACAGGCUGAGUUCCAACUCCUGCUUAAGUUUUAUGAUCGAGUCUACCGAGAUGGUGUCGCAAAAGGAUAUGAGAAUACUGUGAAUGCUGUGCUGAGCGCCAUGACAUACCUUUCCGUGACUUUGGAAAGAGACUCCCCUCUAUACAGAUUAUACCUCGUCCAUUUGCUAGAAAGCAUUGUCAAUAAAGGUGAUGCCACAGAUCUGGAAUAUGAGCGACAAAAGGAGAUAGUUCUCGCACCAGAUGAUAUUAGUCCGCUCCUUAAACCGCUAGCGUUGCUGGUUUCUCCUGGUGAAAGUAAUGGGGCACUGUCUAGAAAUGAAAUUUCCCACUAUGACCAAGAUAUUUCAAUUCUAUUCCGGGAUGCCUGGUUCAAUAUUGCCAUCCACGGGAUAUCGAUCGGUUCUACUGUUGGCCGAAGCUUCUUCGAAGAAUUACGGUUGCUCGCGAAAUACUCUCCUUCCCUCGUAUCCGAGGAUCGCAUGGAUAUGAUUGAGAGUGAUCUGGAGCUCAACACUAUUCUCAGGCGCGGCAUGGGCCCACAACGCCUUGUAGAGCAAAAGAAGGCAUUGGUUACUGAAAUUCCUCAUCGGGAGUCUGAGAUCAAGCGCUUGAGCUACCCGAAAGCAGUAUUCCUUAAUGCAGCUCUGCUUGUUGAGAGUCUUCGUGCACUGUCGGGCAACUGUACUAAAACGCUUAGUUACUUCCGUGACCCGGCUUUGGCUACUUCUGAGAUGGCCAGUUGCAUGACUGCCGUCGCCGAUAAGGUUGUCACUUGUUACCUUACCUUGACUCUUUCUGGAAAGCAUGAGAAUUUCUCUGUUCCCUUCUUAUCGAAAGAAUUGGCUGGUUUCUUCACGGCUUGCUGCCACCGUAUUGAAAGGGUGCAAAAGGUCGCCAUUAUUUGCGCAAACAAGAUCAUAAAAGAAUGUCCAUCAGCUCUAUGUGAAAAACAUUCGCUUUUUGCUCUACUUGAACUCUUGACUGUCAUGUGGCGAUCCUGCCUUGAAGAAGAGCUCGAUGAAUUUGAAUGGAAGCCUUCCUUUACCUCACCUACAGGUAUCGUUAAGGUUGAUUUACCGGAUAGCUAUAGCUUUAGAAAGAGGACACUGGAUGUGUUUCUCGAGCGCGCAAGAUCAUGGGUAACCACGGUUAUGGACAUCGCACCUCUUGAUGUGAAGGGUCUUCUCCAGACUUACCUGUCCGCUGCGGAUGAAAAUGACGGUCAUGGCGGUAUUUCAAUGGGCCGCUCAUUCGCACUUGAAAUGGGGUCCGUUAUACCACAAAGUGACCACCGGCUAGGCUCUGUUGACAGCUAUGGGGGUUCUAAAAUUAAUAUCGCGUCUGAUUUUAUUGCUCAACAUACUGCACGUCAAACAUAUCGCCGCCCAGAUGGGGUUGGCGUAAAUGGGAGUGAGUGGGAUUUCUUUGGCAGUGAUGACUCCAAAUCCCCAGCAGCCUCCCUCUCUUUAUCUGGGUCGAUCAAAAGUAUAGAAAGCGUCCUAUCAUUAGUUCACGAUAAGAUCAGAUCAGGAACCCAAGUUUCUCUUGUUGAGUUACGAGAUGUCCUGCGUCAGGCCGCUGCUAUUCUGUGCAGUGGCAGUGGCCCUCAUGCUGCUAUUGCGCAAGACUUGGUUUCGUUGCCUUUCCGCGUAUUCACCAAGGAGUCGAUUAGUGUUGGAGUCUCGCUUUGGCUAGGAGUAAUGCACGAGAAUCCCGAGUUAGAGCCCAAAAUUCUAGUUGAAGUAAUUGGAUCUUGGGAGAAUUCGAUCUUGCGGAAGCAGGGUCUCUUUGAUCCUUCAUUCGAUUACAUUGAUCCAAUGUAUGCCAAGAUCGAGCUUUUGCCAACUGACAAAGCGUUAAUGCUUCAACAACAAAAGCACGCUCAGAAUAUUCUUGCACCGCAUCUCCAUAUUAUCCAGUUCUUUGAAAGCCAUUUCAACGCUGUUCGGCUGGCAAAUUCCCAGACUCAACGGCUAUUCUGUCGUUUCCUAGAUCGGACAGCCGUGGGCCUUUUGCAAGCAAGUAACCAUCCUCUAGCGCGAGAGUUACAUUUCCGUAUUAUCCUUUUCUGUCUCAACGUGAUGAAGCACUGCACAUCGUUUGAUAAUGUCACUUUGUGGAAGCUGAAGCAUCAAAUCUUGUCCGCUGCGCUUAGCUGGUUCAAAAGCCCUCCAAGAUGGACUUUUGGUGGUAACAGAUUACAACUCAAGGCCGAGGAUAAGAUACUCAGCAACGUAGUGGCUGCACUCGCAAAUGUAGCUAACAUCGGCAGCAAUACCAGGUGGCCCUACACCUCGUUACAGGCGAAAGAAGACCUUCUCCAAGUGCUUUUAGAGAACGAGAGAUCACGCCUCAAGGUCUGGCUGUAUCCGCUAGAAUCGGAUCGCAAGCAAUACGUGUCCCCCCUCGGCAAAAAUUUAGCAGAGGAAAAUAUGCUGCGGAUUUCCUGGGCUGAGAACCCAGGAUUGGCGAUUCAACUUGCCUCCCGGUUUCCGUCGCCAAAAAUGACCAACGACAUUCGAAAGCUCCUGCUGAGUUUCCCAGAGAAGGUCAUUGACGAGCCUAGCAGCCUUGAAAUUAUGUUUGGCUCUGCGCUACCGGCUGAUGUUUCAUCACAGCUAAAGUACUUGCUAUACUGGGCAGCUGUGAAUCCAACUGAGGCUCUAACAUAUUUCCUACCGGCAUAUGGCAACCAUCCGUUUAUUUUACAGUACGCCAUGAAAGCACUGGAGAGUCAUUCCAUGGAAGUUCGGUUUUAUUUCGUCCCGCAGUUGGUGCAAGCUCUUCGAUAUGAUGCCUUGGGUUAUGUGGACCGAUACAUAAUGGAAACGGCUAAGCAGUCCCAAUUGUUCGCACAUCAGGUGAUCUGGAAUAUGAAAGCCAACUCAUACAAGGACGAAGAUUCUCAAAUUCCGGACGCUCUCAAGCCAACUUUGGAUGGUUUCAUGGAUACCUUAAUUGCGAGCUUCACCGAAGAAGAGCGGGAUUUCUACCAGAGGGAAUUCUCGUUCUUCAACGAAAUCACUGAUAUUUCGGGCAAGCUUCGGCCGUACAUUAAGAAGAGCAAGCCGGAAAAGAAGGAGAAGAUCGAAGAAGAGCUUCGCAAGAUCAAGGUUGAGGUCGGCGUCUACCUUCCGAGUAAUCCCGAUGGGGUUGUAGUUGGAAUUGACCGUAAAUCUGGCAAACCGCUCCAGAGUCACGCAAAGGCGCCGUAUAUGGCGACGUUCAGGAUUCAGAAAACAAGGACUCAGUGGGGCGAAGAGGCUGCCAAACAGAACGAGUUGGUCAAAUCGGCCCACGAUCAUUCCAAGGGCCACCUCGAGACGUACGAGGUCUGGCAGUCAGCCAUUUUCAAGGUCGGAGAUGACUGUCGGCAGGAUAUGCUUGCCCUCCAGAUGAUUGCGGCGUUCCGGAGUAUUUUCUCCAGUGUUGGACUUGAUGUGUGGGUUAACCCCUACCGGGUCACUUCCACCGCCCCGGGAUGUGGCGUCAUUGAUGUGCUGCCGAAUUCGAUUUCCCGCGAUAUGCUCGGCCGUGAAGCGGUCAAUGGACUGUACGAUUAUUUCGUCUCCAAGUAUGGGGGAGAGGAAUCAAUUCAGUUCCAGGAAGCUCGAACCAACUUUGUCAAGAGUAUGGCUGCUUACUCCGUCAUCUCGUAUCUCUUGCAGUUCAAGGACCGACACAAUGGUAACAUCAUGUUCGAUGAUGCGGGCCAUAUUAUUCACAUUGACUUUGGGUUCUGCUUUGAUAUCGCGCCUGGUGGCGUUCGUUUUGAGCGGGCUCCCUUUAAGCUCACAUCGGAGAUGGUAGCCGUGAUGAGUGGUACUACCCAUCAUCACUCCCACACCGGCAGCCAUGGCGGCUCGGGGGGGUUGUUGUUACCUGGCGGUUCUCAUAACCCUACAAACACACAAGCCUACCGCUGGUUCGAGUCUUUAGUUGUGAAGGCGUUCCUGGCAUCACGGCCGUAUAGUGCCAAGCUGUCACACAUUGUCUCGCUGAUGCUCGACAGCGGACUGCCGUGCUUCAAGCCGGAGACGCUUAAAAACUUCCAUGAUCGAUUUGCCAUGGACAAGAAUGAGAGAGACGCUGCGGAGCAUAUGCGGGAGCUAGUGCGCAAGUCUUAUUUGAGCUUCUCGACGAAGGGAUACGAUCAAUUCCAGCUGCUGACCAACGGCAUCCCAUACUAAACACAAGGUCAUUUAGUUUUCUUGUCAAUUAUUUUUUUUUUUUUUCUCAUCCAUUCAUCGUUUUUUUUUAAACCUUGGACCUAUUAUAUAUUAUUAUACCAAGGAUUCUUUUCUUGUAAUGAUUCUCAUGUUUGGCUUUUACCCUUAAUCAAUCUAUAAGAGUUGUAUAAACUUCAACAUCCUAGAAUAGAAUAGAUUCCCACUUCAGAAAAUGAAGAAAC